CGCGCUCGCACACACGCACGCACGCGCGCACACACACACAAACACACACUCUCACACACAUACACACGCGCACACACACACACAUACACACGCACAGACAUACACACAUACACACACGCACACACUCACAUUCACACACCAGACCUCUCUGGGUUUCUUUUGCCUUGAGUCUCCCGGGGCUGUGAGAAACCAGGCGCAUCUCAAACCAAGCUGGCAGCUCCAGGCUCCGAAGCCAUGCCCUGCACAAACGCUAGUCCUCACCAAGCUCCUGAGGAAUGAAAGCAACCCAGGAAUCCUCUGACCGCGGCGGCAGUGAUGUGGACCAACCCCCUGGAGCCCGCACCCUCCCGAGGGCCAUAGAGGACUCGGGGAACUGGAGAGAGCUCAAGACAGGAAAUCCCAGCUUUCCCAAAGUCCCCGUGGAUGCUGACAAAAGGAGAUCUGGAUUUUUGGAAGAGGCCGUCCUAGGUUACCCAGCUGCAGAGUGAUUCUCCCGUCUGUCACUGAAUCUACCCCUCCAACCCCCAGCCGUUCAGAGUACCAUGAAGAAUUAUGAGGAUGUGUGACAGAGGUAUCCAGAUGUUGAUCACCACCGUAGGAGCCUUCGCAGCUUUUAGUUUAAUGACCAUUGCAGUGGGCACGGACUACUGGCUAUAUUCCAGAGGUGUGUGCAGGACUAAAUCUACAAGUGACAAUGAAACCAGCAGGAAGAAUGAAGAAGUAAUGACCCACUCCGGGUUGUGGAGGACCUGCUGCUUGGAAGGAGCUUUCCGAGGCGUGUGCAAGAAAAUCGAUCACUUCCCGGAAGAUGCAGACUAUGAACAGGAUACAGCAGAAUAUCUUCUACGGGCUGUGAGGGCCUCCAGUGUCUUCCCCAUCCUCAGCGUCACUCUGCUGUUUUUCGGGGGACUCUGCGUGGCUGCCAGUGAGUUCCACCGCACCAGGCACAGUGUUAUCCUCAGCGCAGGCAUCUUCUUCGUCUCUGCAGGGCUAAGCAACAUCAUCGGCAUCAUAGUUUAUAUCUCAGCCAAUGCUGGAGACCCUGGGCAGAGGGACUCUAAAAAGAGCUACUCCUACGGCUGGUCCUUUUAUUUUGGAGCCUUCUCUUUCAUCAUCGCGGAAAUUGUGGGUGUGGUCGCCGUGCACAUCUAUAUUGAGAAGCAUCAGCAGUUGCGUGCCAGAUCCCAUUCAGAGCUCCUGAAGAAGUCUACAUUUGCGCGCCUACCGCCCUACCGGUAUAGAUUCCGAAGACGGUCAAGUUCUCGCUCCACUGAACCUAGAUCCCGAGACCUGUCUCCCAUCAGCAAAGGCUUCCACACCAUCCCUUCCACCGACAUCUCCAUGUUCACUCUCUCCCGGGACCCCUCUAAGCUUACCAUGGGGACCCUUCUCAACUCUGACCGGGACCAUGCUUUUCUACAGUUCCACAACUCCACACCCAAAGAGUUCAAAGAGUCGUUGCAUAACAAUCCGGCCAACAGACGUACCACGCCUGUCUGAGCUGACCUCUGACCUCUGCCCCGCCGCCCAGCACAGCCUUGGGGGAAGUGUACACAGAUGUCUCUAAGGUUGCAUGGCAUGGUCCUCGUGAUGGUAUUACUUCUUACAAAGAACGAAACCAAAUGGACUCAGCCCCCUCCCACAGUGGUCCCUCAUUCCUCAGACCUUAACCCGUCCACCUCCCCCGACUUUUCUCGCUGGUCCCUUAAUGUUACCCCUCUCUGUGUAUUUGUGCCUAGUGUUUUCUUUUCUUCCUUCUUUGCUGGAAGGACCACGACAUUCUUCCCUCCUUGGGAAAGGACUUGACUGAAGUUGAAGGUACAGUCAUAGCAGUGGGGGAUUUCUAAAUCCCCUGUCAGUUGUAUGCAUAGCUGUUCCCAUUGUCCACCCACACAAACUCUCCGUGAAACCCACCACACAGGUGGCCCUGAGAGAGGCCUUCACCUUUAAGUGUUAGAAAAACAUGACCAGAAAUCAGAUGUCAGUACCCCCGAAGCAGCUCAUGUAAU
Apodemus sylvaticus (European woodmouse) is the source of this 2009-nucleotide messenger RNA. RefSeq names its product calcium voltage-gated channel auxiliary subunit gamma 3 (gene Cacng3). Gene Ontology annotation, molecular function: voltage-gated calcium channel activity; channel regulator activity. The record is from RefSeq and is a predicted model, not a curated record. Gene Ontology annotation, cellular component: AMPA glutamate receptor complex; postsynaptic density membrane. The coding region runs from base 553 to 1500 and encodes 315 amino acids. Lineage: Eukaryota; Metazoa; Chordata; Mammalia; Rodentia; Muridae. The transcript is spliced from 4 exons. Gene Ontology annotation, biological process: postsynaptic neurotransmitter receptor diffusion trapping; regulation of AMPA receptor activity; calcium ion transport.